AUGGUCUCUUUAUUAUCUAAAAAAAAGAAAUUGGUAGCCGACGGUGUCUUCUUUGCUGAAUUAAACGAAUUUUUCACCAGAGAAUUGGCUGCCGAAGGUUAUUCUGGCGUUGAAGUUAGAAUCACCCCAACAAAAACUGAAAUCAUUAUCAGAGCCAUCAGAACACAAGAAAUUUUAGGUGAAAAUGGUCGUAGAAUCCAUGAAUUAACCUCCUUGGUCCAGAAAAGAUUCAAAUUUGCUCCAAACACCCUUGUUCUCUACGCAGAAAGAAUUCAAGAACGUGGUUUAAGUGCCACUGCUCAAGCUGAAUCUCUUAAAUUCAAAUUAUUAAAUGGUUUGGCCAUUAGAAGAGCUGCUUACGGUGUUGUCAGAUACGUCAUGGAAAGUGGUGCCAAAGGUGUUGAAGUUGUAAUCUCCGGUAAAUUAAGAGCUGCCAGAGCAAAAUCAAUGAAAUUCGCUGAUGGUUUCAUGAUCCACUCUGGUCAACCUUCAAAAGACUUUAUUGACACUGCUACCAGACACGUCUUGAUGAGACAAGGUGUUUUAGGUAUCAAAGUUAAAAUCAUGGUUGAUCCUUCAAAGAGAAGAUUCGGUCCAAACUCUUUACCUGAUUAUGUCAAUGUCAUUCCUCCAAAAGAAGAUGAAGAAACUCCUGCUCCAUACGUCAAAAAUCACAAAGAAGUUCCUGUUCAAGAAUUUCCUGAAGAAAUUGAAGAACAAGCUGAGACCCCCAUUGAGGCUCCUGUUGAAACUCCUGUUGAAACUCAAACUGCCUAA
Ascoidea rubescens DSM 1968 is the source of this 777-nucleotide messenger RNA. It is a transcript of the gene RPS3, whose product is annotated as 40S ribosomal protein uS3. Gene Ontology annotation, biological process: translation. Lineage: Eukaryota; Fungi; Ascomycota; Saccharomycetes; Ascoideales; Ascoideaceae. Gene Ontology annotation, cellular component: cytosolic small ribosomal subunit; nucleus. Gene Ontology annotation, molecular function: RNA binding; structural constituent of ribosome. The coding region runs from base 1 to 777 and encodes 258 amino acids. The record is from RefSeq and is a predicted model, not a curated record. The transcript has a single exon.